Labrus mixtus (cuckoo wrasse) is the source of this 1354-nucleotide messenger RNA. RefSeq lists its product as uncharacterized. Bases 557 to 1054 code for a protein of 165 amino acids. Gene Ontology annotation, cellular component: MLL1 complex; NURF complex. The transcript has 5 exons. NCBI's taxonomy places the organism in Eukaryota, Metazoa, Chordata, Actinopteri, Labriformes, Labridae. The record is from RefSeq and is a predicted model, not a curated record.
AUCAUUUCGUUAAACACAAUCAAUUCCUAAACUCGGAGUCAAUCCAAGUUAUCUUCACAAUUUAUUUUGUCGUUGUUUGUUUAUUUUUCCAUCUUUAACCGGGUAAAUGUCAAUAACUGUAUUUUCGACCUGGAACUGUUUUCAGUUCUGUCUCACCAGAGCCUUACAGUAGUCUCACUCCUUCUCCAUCACAAUAGAUAUUAUUACUGAUCAUCGGGAUUACGAGGACGCCUGAACGCAGCACCGUUGUGUUCAGUGCGCGGCUUAAACACUCUGUUAUCUAAGAUAAUGAAGCUAACGAAGCUAAUGGCGCUAAUGUAGCUGAUGGAGCUGUUAUAAUCCUCCGCAGAUCAAACUGUAACAGGGUUAUUUAGCGGACUGUUUGGACGUUUCCAGGCAACGACAUUAAAACGUACAUUUAAAGCUACUCUGCUGACGUUCACUGCCUACAUGCUACACAGAUUAGCUGCUAUGUUAGCAUGUUCACGACAGCAUCGGUAAACAUGAAGAUUUUUUAAAGGAAUAAAUAUUUAGUGUUUCAUCAGAGAUCAUCAACAUGACCUCCGCUUCCACUAAAGUUGGAGAGAUCUUCUCAGCAGCUGGCGCUGCCUUCACUAAACUCGGAGAGCUCACCAUGCAGCUCCACCCUGUGGCAGAUUCCAGUCCUGCAGGUGGUCAGACAAAGAGCGCAGUGAAGAGGAAGCUGUAUGAAGACGGAGCUCCGCCCCCUGAAGGACCAAAGAAGUCUGUGAAAAAAACUGCUGUAACGCCGGGUCCUCCGACCAUCAUCUCCGUCCCCACGGCCAAGGUGGUGGUGACGCCCGGUCUUCAGAGUCCCCCCAACAACAACAACCAGCAACCCCUGAAGAAACCCAAAACUGCAGACGUGACUCUGAGUGCUCUGAAUGACUCGGACGUGAACAGCGACCUGGUCGACAUGGAGGGACUCGGAGACGGGUCCAAGUCCAAAAAACUUAACUUUGAUCAAGAUAACCUGAACCUGGACUCCUCACUCAUCAUGAACCCUGGUGACCUCCCACUGCUCUCACACUGACCUUUCACCUCCUGUGCUCAACCCUUUCAAAAUAAGAGUCUCUAGAUGUGAUGAACUGUCGAAUCCACGGAGACUCAUCAGCCCUGUUUUAUUUUGACUUUUAUUUUGAAGGAAAUAAUCAUAAAUAAAAACAGACUGAACGAUGGGAGACUCGAUGCAGCAGAGGAACUCCACAAGAUGAAAAACUCUUCAAACCUUCGAGGACGAGGAUUAAAAAUCAGAAACAUGAAACGUCUGUCAUGUUGUGUUCAGUCUUAUUUUUGUAGGCGUUAAUAGGAAAUAAAAGGAUUAACGAGUGUA